UUCGUUUUUUUUUGGUUUUUCGUUUCCAUUUUUUUUUUAUAAAUUGGUUGUUCCCCUUUAUAUUGUGUUAAACACUCUAAAUUUUCAUAUCGAAUGUUGUCACCAUUUCGUUCAACGUGUAUAUCAAAAAUUCAAACAGAAAAUGGCCGUUGUACAAGAUUUGAAUAUGCUGUUGCAUCAUGUCAAGGUUGGCGUAAAACACAAGAAGAUGCACAUUUAGCUAUUGCCGAUCUGGAACGUAAUACAUCAAUAUUUGCUGUAUUUGAUGGUCAUAAUGGACUGGAAGUUGCAAAAUUUUGUUCAGAAUAUUUACCAAAACAUUUAUUAAAAAAUCGUAAUUAUCGUCAUGGUAAUAUUGAACGUGGUAUACAAGAAUCAUUUAUGGCAUUAGAUGAAUUAUUACUUACAAAAGAAGCAAAUGAUUUAUUAAUUGGACCAUAUCGUGACAAAAAAUUAUCAUCAUCAUCAUCAUCAUCAAUGAUGCCACAUCUACCAUCAGAUGAACCAUUAGCAUAUUAUGUUGGCUGUACGGCUGUUGUAUUAUUAGUUAAAAAUGAUAUUUAUUAUUGUGCUAAUAUUGGUGAUUCACGUUGUUUAGUUGGUCGUUCUACAAGUGGUGGUCGUUUACAAGCACUUCAAUUAUCAUAUGAUCAUAAACCAACAUUACCGGAAGAACGACAACGUAUUGAACAUGCUGGUGGACAAAUUAUUAAUAAUCGUGUUAAUGGUGGUAUUGAUAUAUCACGAGCAUUUGGUGAUCAUAAUUUUAAACAAAAUAAACGUCUGAAUCGUAAACAACAGAUGGUAAUUGCAUGGCCACAUUCAACAGUAGAAAAAAUACAAGAAGAUGAUCGUUUUAUUCUAUUAAUUUGUGAUGGUAUUUGGAAUGCAAUCAGUAAUCAAGAUUUAAUUGAUUUUGUUGGUAAAUGUAUGUCAGAAGAUAUGCCAUUAACACGUAUAUGUGAAGCUGUUAUACAAAAAAUAUUACCAGUAAAUUCAAUGCCUAGACAAGGUAUUGCCGGUAAAGAUAAUAUGACAAUAAUGAUUAUUAAAAAAUUACCAAUAAAUUUUCAAACAAAUCAACAAACAUUGGAUACAAUUUCACAACAACAAUCAAUAUUAUCACAUUCACCAUCAAAUAUAUUAUCAUCAGCAGCUAAUAAUAAUAAUAAUAAUAAUAAUCGUCGUGAACGUUCAUUAUCAUCAGCAUCAUCAUAUAGUACAGCACAAUCGAAAAUAAUAUUCAGUCAGGAUAUGGUACGUCGUGUUUAAGUUAAAAAAAGAUUUUCUUCAUCUUCAAUUUUCAAUUGGAAAAAAAAACAUUAACUGCACCAAUCAAAUAUUAAGUAAAAUUAACCCUCACACACACACAUUACUAUUGAGUAAACAAAACUGUCAAAUUAUAAAUUUUUUUAAAAAUAAAAAAUGAAAAAUG
Molecule: messenger RNA, 1435 nt
Organism: Dermatophagoides pteronyssinus (European house dust mite)
Lineage: Eukaryota; Metazoa; Arthropoda; Arachnida; Sarcoptiformes; Pyroglyphidae
Product: putative protein phosphatase 2C 4
Biological process (GO): protein dephosphorylation
Molecular function (GO): protein serine/threonine phosphatase activity
Source: RefSeq, a predicted model, not a curated record